AAAAUAAUCGGUGAUUAAUCGAUUAUAAAAAUAAUUGUUUGUGGCAGCCCUACUCUGGAUACCUGCCUACAGUUAUGUAUCACUCUUUCGUUUUCUCUCUCAGUCCCCUCCCCCUGUUCCUCUCCUCCUUUUUAUGAAAGAGUCAGCAGUCUGGCUGAAAUGAGCGAUGCCUUCCCACACAUACAUUGAGUGCUGUUGCCCCGUCUGAGCUAAUCGCAGAGUCUGUGUGUGCGUUCCCAGCUGCAGCUUCAGCACUGAGGAUAUGUUGCUUCCUGUGGGCUGCCGGGCAGCCCGGGCUCGCUCUGCCGCAUGCCUCCUACCGCCACCAUUACGCAGAGGAAUUCCCUGCUGUCUCCGCUGCCGCUUCUCACAGACGGUGUGAGUGUGGGUUAGAGAGAGGAGCUGCAAGGCGACAGACAGAGGACAGGGUUGGAUCUCACUUUGGAUUUUACGUGAAGAUGUGCAGUGUUUGUUCACGUGGAAAACACUUUUUAUGGGAUCCUUUGCUGACCUUGGUGUUACAGGACUGCGCACAGAUGUAAAAAGAACACAGUGUAUCUAUGUGUGUGUGAGCGUGUGUGUUUUGUAUGAGUGUCUGUUCCUGAUGCGGUCCGAACGGGCUAGCCGUGUGUGUAUCGUGGUGUUGGAGGAGGUGGAGGAGGAUGAGCCCUGUUCUUCAUCCCCUCCUCCUCCUCUGCCCAAAUCAUCUCUUUACCGCAGAUCUCAUCAUGUUUCUAGAAGGGCUGCUGCUCAGGAUGACAAGCCAUCUCUGCUAAGAGCUAUCUUUAAUGUGGACCCAGAUGAAGUUCGCUCUCUUAUAUUCAAGAAAGAGGAUGUCAACAUUCAGGACAACGAGAAGCGAACGCCGCUUCAUGCUGCAGCAUACCUGGGAGACGCUGAGAUUAUUGAGCUGCUCAUCCUUUCAGGAGCUCGAGUUAAUGCCAAAGAUAACAAGUGGUUGACUCCUCUUCACCGAGCUGUGGCUUCCUGUAGUGAGGAUGCAGUGGCAGUGUUAUUAAAGCACAGUGCGGACGUAAACGCUCGGGACAAAAACUGGCAGACGCCGCUGCACGUAGCAGCAAGCAACAAGGCCGUUCGCUGUGCCGAGGCUUUGGCCCCACUUCUAAGCAACGUSAACGUAUCUGACCGGGCGGGACGCACCGCCCUGCACCACGCUGCCUUCAGUGGACAUGUAGAGAUGGUGAAGUUGCUGCUGUCCAGAGGGGCCAACAUUAAUGCAUUUGACAAGAAGGAUAGGAGAGCCAUCCACUGGGCAGCCUACAUGGGUCAUCUGGAAGUUGUGAAGUUACUGGUUGCCAGUGGAGCAGAGAUCGACUGUAAGGACAAGAAGGCCUACACACCGCUUCAUGCAGCCGCCUCCAGUGGGAUGAGCAGCACAGUCCACUACCUGCUAACCCUGGGUGUCCAUGUGAAUGAGGUUAAUGCCUAUGGGAACACACCUCUCCAUUUAGCUUGUUAUAACGGACAAGACGUGGUGGUGGGUGAGCUCAUCGAAGCAGGAGCCAACAUCAACCAAGUGAAUGAGAGGGGUUUUUCUCCUCUUCACUUUGCCUCUUCCUCACGCCAAGGUGCGCUGUGCCAGGAGUUGCUGUUGGCCCAUGGAGCACACAUCAACUUGAAGAGUAAGGAUGGGAAGACGCCCCUUCAUAUGGCAGCUACACAUGGGAGGUUCUCCUGCUCCCAGACCCUCAUUCAGAACGGAGCUGACAUCGACUGUGAAGAUAAAAGCAGAAACACUGCCCUUCACAUUGCUGCCCGCUACGGCCACGAGCUCAUCAUCACAGCACUCAUCAAACACGGAGCCAACACUGUCAAGAGAGGCAUUCAUGGGAUGUUGCCGCUACACCUGGCAGCUCUCAGCGGCUUCGCAGAUUGUUGCAGGAAGCUGCUGUCCUCAGGGUUUGUCAUAGACACCCCUGAUGACUUUGGAAGGACCUGUCUUCAUGCUGCUGCAGCUGGAGGGAACCUGGAGUGUCUGAACUUGCUGUUAAACAUAGGAGCCGACUUUAACAGGAAGGAUAACUUUGGGAGGGCUCCACUGCACUAUGCAUCCGCCAACUGUAACUACCAGUGUGUGUUUGCAUUGGUGGGCUCCGGGGCAAGUGUUAAUGAGUUGGACCAGAGAGGCUGCAGUCCCUUACACUACGCUGCUGCAGCCGACACAGACGGAAAAUGUGUGGAGUACCUGUUGAGGAACGAUGCUGAUCCAGGAGUGAGAGACAAACAGGGUUACAGUGCAGUGCACUAYGCCUCGGCCUACGGACGCAUGCUCUGCCUGGAGCUGAUUGCAAGUGUGCGACCUCUUGACGUGCUACUGGAGACCUCAGGGACAGACAUCCUGAGAGACUCAGAGAGCCAGGCCUCACUCAGUCCACUCCACCUGGCGGCUUACCACGGACACUGUGGAGCAUUAGAGGUCCUCUUGUCGUCCCUGUUGGAUGUAGACGUGCGCAGCCCAGACGGACGCACCCCCCUCAGCCUGGCGUGCUCAAGGGGGCAUCAGGAAUGUGCGUCCCUGCUGCUGCAUCACAGCGCCUCYCCAAUGGCCCGUGACUAUAUCCACAAAAAGACGGCUUUACACGCUGCAGCUAUGAAUGGCCACCCAGAGUGCCUUCACCUGCUUCUGAGCCACAACAACCAACACAUCAACGUGGACGCACAAGACUCCAACGGACAGACUCCUCUGAUGCUGGCAGUGCUGAGCGGACACACAGAGUGUGUGUACUCUUUGCUCAGUCAGGGAGCCUGUGUGGAGACUCAGGACCGCUGGGGCCGGACAGCGCUGCACCGCGGGGCUGUGGUAGGACAGGAGGAGUGUGCGGAGGCUUUACUCCAGCGAGGGGUCAGCGUGUGUGUAAAGGACAUCCGAGGUCGCACCCCGCUGCACCUGGCAUCAGCCUGUGGUCAUGUGGGUGUUUUGGGCACCCUCCUGCAAAACGCCAGCUCACCUCUCACUCACACCCACCUCACAGACAACCAGGGCUACACGCCGCUGCACUGGGCCUGCUACAACGGUUACGAUGCGUGCGUGGAGGUGUUGUUGGAUCACAAAGUGUUCAGGAGCAUAAAAGGCAACUCGUUCAGUCCUCUGCACUGCGCUGUCAUGAACGAUAACGAGGGCGUGGCCGAGAUGUUAAUUGACUGUCUGGGUGAAAGUAUCGUCAACACCGCUGACUCCAAAGGAAGGACCCCGCUUCACGCCGCAGCCUUUUCUGACCACGUGGAGUGUGUUUCCCUUCUUCUGAGCCACGGAGCUCAGGCGAACGUUGUCGACRCUCAAACACACAUGACGCCGCUGAUGAUGGCAGCUCUGAAUGGGCAGACAAACGCUGUGGAGGUGCUCGUUAGCAGCGGUAAAGCCGACCUGUCUCUGCAGGACACAAGCAAGAACACAGCUCUGCAUCUAGCUUGUAGUAAGGGCCACGAAACGAGUGCCUUGUUGAUUCUGGAGAAAAUCGGUGACAAGAACCUCAUCAACUGCACCAACACUGCGCUCCAGACGCCUCUGCACGUAGCAGCCAGAAUGGGACUAACUGUAGUCGUCCAGGAGCUGCUGGGGAAAGGAGCCAGCGUGUUAGCAGUGGAUGAAAACGGCUACACCCCAGCUUUAGCUUGUGCUCCAAACCGCGACGUGGCCGACUGCUUGGCUCUCAUCCUCAACUCGAUGAUGCCCACCUCCCCCAUGGUCACGAUAGCGGCCUUACCCGCCCUGCCUCUCACUCAGACGGUCAUCAACCACCACCCCACCUCAAACCACAUCUCCAAAGGCGUGGCCUUCGAUACCCCACCCGCUCUGAGGCCUGAGCACGCCUCGUACUGCAGGCCCGAGCGGCCGCUGUCCUCCAUUUCUGCAGACGACGAACUGAAUGACUCGGACUCGGAGACGUACUGAGGACUAGACAGAGACCUCUAAAUCUGGCGGGCUAGCCAGCCACUCAGGAGCCUUAAUAGAUAACCGUCAAAGUGGAGAAAAUAGAGCAGGUUAUUUUUAGGUAAGCCUCUUCAAAUCUAAAAAUAGCCUUUAUAUGAACCACAUACCUGUUAUCUUAAGGUGCAUACCCAUUUAGGGAUAAAAAUCUGCACUACAAUGUAAAUGAAAGUGUAAAGUUCCCCUGACAGCACUGUAUGGUCAGUAACACGACCUUUUAUCUUUUCAAAUUUAAAACAGUAUUUUCUUUUAAGAGUUAAUCGUACUGUUUGUGGAUUCUCUCUGGUUUUAAUUCUUUUUCAAAGGUUUUAACCUGUUUCUUACAGGAGUGAUGUAAGGCUCAGAGGAGGGUUUUUAACCCAAUUGUCUAAAGAAACAGGAGGACAGUCUAAUGCAGGGGUCUGCAACCUGCGGCUCUGGGGCCACAUGUGGAUCUUUGGUCUCUCUGCAGUGGCUUUUUGAAAAUGUGGCCAAACAUAACAAAAUAUUU
Austrofundulus limnaeus is the source of this 4439-nucleotide messenger RNA. RefSeq names its product ankyrin repeat domain 28a (gene ankrd28a). The transcript is spliced from 29 exons. NCBI's taxonomy places the organism in Eukaryota, Metazoa, Chordata, Actinopteri, Cyprinodontiformes, Rivulidae. The record is from RefSeq and is a predicted model, not a curated record. Gene Ontology annotation, cellular component: nucleus. Bases 494 to 3913 code for a protein of 1139 amino acids. Gene Ontology annotation, molecular function: transcription cis-regulatory region binding; protein binding. Gene Ontology annotation, biological process: positive regulation of transcription by RNA polymerase II.